Messenger RNA from Pseudogymnoascus verrucosus, 1251 nucleotides. RefSeq lists its product as uncharacterized. The record is from RefSeq and is a predicted model, not a curated record. The transcript is spliced from 2 exons. The coding region runs from base 1 to 1251 and encodes 416 amino acids. Lineage: Eukaryota; Fungi; Ascomycota; Leotiomycetes; Thelebolales; Thelebolaceae.
AUGGGGCAAACACAAUCUAGAUUGGGCUUCAAUACCAGUUCUAGCAACUAUGGUAAAGUUACGGAGCAAACUCUUGCGUCAGCGGAUAUCGAUGUCAAAACACAGGUCACUACUCCCGGCAAAGACUCAUGGUACUAUCCAGUCGACAUCGAGAACGAUCUUCAAGACGUCGAUCUCCCGCCAGAUGCCAAGGCCGAGGUCUUAAACACUGCAUGGGAGUAUGUUCGGUGCUCGGCACCACAAUACACCAACUGGGAGCGAUAUGUUGCCUUCAUGCGAACCAUAACGAUAUGUACUAUCGCCGAGUUUAAGGGGAAACUUGUGGACGUGUCUGCUAGUGACAACAUCAUGGGCUAUGACGUGGGUGCCACUCUCGCUACCCUUUUCAAAGGCACUCCGGGGCAUGCAGACAUGGCUCGAGAGUAUCGUGCCUUUCUCCUGCUCACAGCCGAUAAAUCCAGCUCCAGGCGUGAUGGUGAGCUAUUCCGGCGUUAUGUGAACGCACUCGCGCAGUCCCCAAGGCACUGGUUCCGCAUGCGUGAUUGCGACGCAUUGGUGAGGUACACCAUAGGCUGCGCGUUGGUGUCCAAUGACCAUGACGAUGUUUGGUUUACCGACGAGCAGUUCGAAAUUCUGAGCGAGAUCUACAUCACGCUCUACGAUGCCGUGGCAUUUUUCAAGCAUCGCUCGGAGGGGGAGACGCACAACACUUUUGCCUACAUGCCCGAACAUCUCCGUGUUAAAGCCUACCAACAGUCCCGUCAGAUUCUCUGGGGUUUGGAUACGGCCUGGGCUCACCAUCAUGGGCGUCAGAUUGCCAUCAACUUUAUACGCCUCACAUCCGGGCCCACCCACAUAAUGAUGCGGCGGUACCGCUUCGUCGAAGAGAAUCUGACCAUUGGCAAACGCGAGACCGACGAAGUCAUUGGCCACGCACGUACGAAUGCUAAGCUUUGGAAUCGCAUUGACGGCACCAAUAGGGGUGUUAAUGACACGCAGCGCUAUAAGGACCUCCUUGCCCAGAGCGACGACCUGAUGUUCCCUGAACUGGCCGGCUUCCUCGAGAGCGGUGGGGAUGGUAGCUGCAAGGACUGCCGCUACCGUGCUUCCUAUGGUGCUGAGACGCCACAUGAAUUUGGGGGCGUCAAACUAUGUGGCGGCUGCAAAGAGACGUGGCAGGAGUAUAUGGAGUCAUUGCCAGAGCGUGCAAAGAAAGUCUUUCCUGAGAUUGCAUCAGUUAAAGCUCGUUGA